This is a messenger RNA of Manis pentadactyla (Chinese pangolin), 945 nucleotides long. RefSeq names its product olfactory receptor 9Q2-like. Gene Ontology annotation, molecular function: odorant binding; G protein-coupled receptor activity; olfactory receptor activity. Gene Ontology annotation, biological process: sensory perception of smell; G protein-coupled receptor signaling pathway. The transcript has a single exon. Lineage: Eukaryota; Metazoa; Chordata; Mammalia; Pholidota; Manidae. Gene Ontology annotation, cellular component: membrane. The record is from RefSeq and is a predicted model, not a curated record. The coding region runs from base 1 to 945 and encodes 314 amino acids.
AUGGCGGCGAGGAAUGGCACCGUAGUGACAGAGUUCUUCCUUAGUGCAUUCACCGAACGCCCUGAGUGGAGGCUUCCUCUCUUCCUGGUAUUUUUCAGUUUUUAUCUACUCACUCUGCUGGGGAAUGCAGGAAUGAUCAUCCUGAUCCGCAAGGAUCGCCGGCUCCACACCCCGAUGUACUUCUUCCUCAGCCACCUCUCCCUCGUGGACAUUUGCUACUCGUCUGUCACCGUCCCUCAGGUGCUGGCCGUGCUGUGGGAGCACGGGGCAGCUUUACCCUAUGCACGCUGUGCAGCCCAGUUCUUCCUCUUCACCUUCUUUGCCUCCCUUGACUGCUACCUCCUGGCCCUCAUGGCCUAUGACCGCUACGUGGCCGUGUGCCGACCCCUGCUUUACGUCAAUGUCAUGACGCAGAAGGCCUGCUGGGGCUUGGCGGCCGGGGCUUAUGUUGCUGGUUUCUGCAGUGCGUUGGUGCGGACGGUCACUGCCUUCAGUCUGUCCUUCUGUGGGGACAAUGAGAUCAACUUCAUUUUCUGUGACCUCCCUCCUUUGUUAAAGCUGACCUGUGGGGCCAGCUACCCCCAGGAGGUGGUGAUCAUUGUGUUUGCCAUAUUUGUCAUGCCAGCCUGCGUGGUGGUGAUCCUGGUGUCCUACCUGUUUAUCAUCGUGGCCAUCAUGCAGAUCCGCUCUGCUGGAGGCCGGGCCAAGACCUUCUCCACCUGUGCGUCCCACCUCGUGGCUGUCGCUCUGUUCUUCGGCUCCCUCAUCUUCAUGUACCUGCGAGAUAACACGGACCAGUCUUUGGAGGAAGACCGAGUGGUGUCGGUGCUCUACACAGUGGUCACGCCGAUGCUGAACCCCGUCAUCUAUAGCCUGAGGAACAAGGAGGUGAAGGAGGCUGUUAGGAAAGCCCUGAGCACGUCACAGACAUCUGGAAGGCCCUAG